This is a messenger RNA of Eruca vesicaria subsp. sativa (arugula), 1406 nucleotides long. Lineage: Eukaryota; Viridiplantae; Streptophyta; Magnoliopsida; Brassicales; Brassicaceae. The record is from the annotation of a GenBank genome assembly.
AAAGACAAAAGUCACCGAAGAACCAACCAAACAAAAAGAGACGAAAGUUUUAAAACUUCUGUCUAAAUGUCUCUCUCUUUUUAAGUUGUCGCCUUCUCGCAUAUGAUUCUUCUUCUUCCUCCUGGAGAUGACAAGACCAGAGAUAGAGAUUCUAUCAGACCGAUUAUAACUGCUGUUUUUUUUUCUGGGCUUUCCUUCAGGUUUCAUCACUUCAAGUAAAAAACUUACUUUGCUUUUGGUUUCAUAUCAUGGUUUCCGCGGGAAAAGUUCUCCCUCCCUUUUGAUGCAAAAGACGAGAAGAAAGUUGAGGAAAAAUGAAUACAACAACUUCAUCACAUUUUGUACCACCGACAAGGUUUGGAAUAUACGACCCUCUCAACCAAAUAGGUACUAUGUGGGAAGAAAGCUUCAAGAACAAUGGAGGCUUCUACACUCCUAACUCUAUCAUCAUCCCUACUAACGAAAAACCAGACAGCUUGUCGGAGGAUGGAACAGAAGGAACUCCUCACAAGUUUGACCAAGAGGCUUCCACGUCUAGACAUCCUGAUAAGACACAAAGACGGCUUGCACAGAAUCGCGAGGCAGCUAGGAAAAGUCGUCUGCGCAAGAAAGCUUAUGUUCAGCAGCUAGAGACAAGCCGAUUGAAGCUAAUUCACUUAGAGCAAGAACUUGAUCGUGCUAGACAACAGGGUUUCUAUGCGAGUAACCGUGUCGAUACUAAUCCUCUUGGCUUCUCAGACAACAUGAACUCAGGGAUUGUUGCAUUUGAGAUGGAGUAUGGACACUGGGUGAAAGAACAGAACAGGCAGAUACACGAGCUAAGAACGGUUUUAAACGGACAAGUUAGCGAUGUAGAGCUUCGUUUGCUAGUUGACAAUGCCAUGAAACAUUACUUUCAACUCUACCGAAUGAAGUCAGCAGCUGCAAAGCUAGAUGUCUUUUACAUCAUGUCUGGAAUGUGGAAAACUUCAGCAGAGCGGUUUUUCUUGUGGAUUGGUGGGUUUAGACCCUCUGAGCUUCUCAAGGUUCUGUUACCGCAUUUUGAUCCUAUGAUGGAUCAACAAGUAUUGGAUGUAUGUAACUUGAGGCAGUCAUGUCAACAAGCGGAAGAUGCAGUAUCUCAAGGUAUGGAGAAACUGCAACAUACGUUAGCAGAGAGUGUAGCAGCUGGUGAACUCGGUGAAGGAAGUUAUGUUCCUCAAAUAACUUGUGCUAUGGAGAGAUUGGAGGCUUUGGUCAGCUUUGUUAAUCAGGCUGAUCAUCUGAGACAUGAGACAUUGCAACAGAUGCAUCGGAUCUUAACCACGAGACAAGCGGCUAGGGGAUUGUUAGCAUUAGGUGAAUAUUUCCAACGGCUUAGAGCUUUAAGCUCCAGUUGGGAAACUCGGCAACGUGAACCAACAUAA